UCUUACCUCACAGAGGUAGCUCCGCCGCAGCCGCCGCCAGCGACUCGGCGCCGGCGUCCAUGGACCGGAACCUUGGGCCGACGGCUAGGAGCCCUGGCCGCGAUCGCCGCCCCCCUGCCCCAGUCUCCUCCUCCUCGUUCUCCACAGCUCCCUCCAGGCGCCUGCAGACCGCUCACCGCCGCUGCCUGUUUCGCGCCGCCGCUCCAGAAGGCCGGGUGGCGGGUUCGCGGCUGCCGCUGGACUGAGGCCUACUCAGCCUCCACUGCCUCUCAGUGCUAUUGUUCCUGGGCCCGGCCCUGCCCGGGUCCGGUAGGGAGGGCCGAGUGCCUCGGCCCCGCCGAAGAUGCCGGACCAGUCCCUGCAGCAGAUGCUGGACAGAAGUUGCUGGGUAUGUUUUGCCACUGAUGAAGAUGAUAGAACAGCUGAAUGGGUGAGACCAUGCAGGUGCAGAGGAUCUACAAAAUGGGUUCACCAGGCUUGUCUACAGCGCUGGGUGGAUGAAAAACAAAGAGGAAACAGUACAGCCAGAGUGGCGUGUCCCCAGUGCAAUGCUGAAUACUUAAUAGUUUUCCCAAAGUUGGGUCCAGUUGUUUACGUCCUGGAUCUUGCAGAUAGACUGAUCUCAAAAGCCUGUCCAUUUGCUGCAGCGGGGAUAAUGGUUGGCUCUAUCUAUUGGACAGCUGUGACUUAUGGAGCAGUGACAGUGAUGCAGGUUGUAGGUCAUAAAGAAGGUUUGGAUGUUAUGGAGAGAGCGGAUCCUUUAUUCCUUUUAAUUGGACUCCCUACUAUUCCUGUCAUGCUGAUAUUAGGCAAAAUGAUUCGUUGGGAGGACUAUGUGCUCAGACUGUGGCGCAAAUACUCAAAUAAACUACAGAUUUUGAACAGUAUAUUUCCAGGAAUUGGCUGUCCUGUUCCUCGAAUUCCAGCUGAGGCGAAUCCUUUAGCAGACCACGUCUCUGCAACGCGAAUUUUGUGUGGAGCCCUUGUCUUUCCUACUAUUGCAACAAUAGUUGGUAAACUUAUGUUCAGCAGUGUCAACUCUAAUUUACAAAGGACAAUCUUGGGCGGAAUUGCUUUUGUUGCCAUAAAAGGAGCAUUUAAGGUUUACUUCAAACAGCAGCAAUAUUUACGUCAGGCACACCGCAAAAUUCUAAAUUAUCCAGAACAAGAAGAAGCAUAAAAAUGACUUCUAGUUGUCCUGCAAUCCUCUCAUCCAUGAGUCUGUUGUGUUAUUCUGAUUCCAUCAUUAACGCACAGUAGUGGAGACUUGUGAUAAGCUGCCGCUCCUAUGUUUUUAAGAAAUACAAUAAAGCACGUAGGGCAGGGGAGAUCCUCAGUAAUCACGGAACCUAAGGAUGUGAUUUGUUUUCAUUGUUUCUUAUGUACUUUUAUGGCAGUCAUCUGAACCAUUAUUUUAGCAUGGUAAUCCUGGGAUUUAGUCAUAUUUUCUCCAGAGAUAUAAAGAUCAGACUGUGCAAAUAUUUAAAAAUGCACACACAUUGUUU
Elephantulus edwardii (Cape elephant shrew) is the source of this 1505-nucleotide messenger RNA. It is a transcript of the gene MARCHF5, whose product is annotated as membrane-associated ring finger (C3HC4) 5. Lineage: Eukaryota; Metazoa; Chordata; Mammalia; Macroscelidea; Macroscelididae. The transcript is spliced from 6 exons. Gene Ontology annotation, molecular function: zinc ion binding. Bases 344 to 1180 code for a protein of 278 amino acids. The record is from RefSeq and is a predicted model, not a curated record.